AAAAGAUGCAUGGCGCACUAACGCGGGUGAAGUACUAUCAGCAAAAGUAUAUUGGAGUUAGAGCGAUGUACAUCCAGUUUUGUAAGGAACCGGACAACAACUUGGCGUUGAGCAAAUGCGUCCUUACCAUAACCUACAUUUUCCGAUUUUUCUUACUAAUUUAUGCUGCCGGAGGUUUGGCGUAUUUCAUAAUUCCUGUGUACAUGUUGGUAGUGCAUCAAAAGGUGACCCUGAUUUUGCACCUGGAACUUCCAUUCGUGGAUCCCAGACAGUUAACCGGAUACAUCGUUACUACAAUUUAUCAGGGUGUGAUGAUAAUUUUGGCUAUUGCUGGAAUAUUGGCGGCAGACAUGGCGAUCAUGAUUUUGGUGCUACACAUUUUUGGAAUAGUGGAUAUAUUUUCCAAUAAGAUCAAAGAACUCGAUCGGAUGGUGGAUUGUGCGAAUGUCAACCAUGAAGCUGUUCGAAGGAAGGUUACGGAGAUUUGCAUUAUUCACAGAGAAAUAAUCAAGUACGAGGAAGAUCUCGACGAAUGCUAUCAUACUACGGUAUUUAUUCAGGUGAUGUCAUCCGUGUCAUGUCUCAGUAUGGCACUGUUUGUGGUUUACAUGACCAGGGAUUGGACAAGAGUAAUGUUUAUAGGUGCUACCUUCUUCCAGUUGUUAGAGUUUUGUAUCCUCGGAACGGCAUUGACUCUCAAAAACGAUCAAGCUCGGAUUGCACUCUAUCAUUCCAAGUGGUAUCUGUUGAGCAUUUCCGAUCAGCAGCGGUUGAAAUUUGUACUGCAUAGGUCGCAGAAUGCAGUGGAAAUGACAAUAGGUGGUCUUGCCCUUUUGAACAUGGAGACAUUUGUAGCAAUCAUGAAAACAAUUUACUCUUAUUUUACCAUGAUGAUAACAUUCAUCGAAUAAGCAAGUGGACGAACACUGAGAGGAAUUUAUUACUGAUGAGGAAAUAAAUUUCCAAAGCUGGCUACUUUUUAUUCGAUAUUAGAAAUUUGAAAGUCGUUAAUAGAACUCUUGUUACUUAAAAUUAGAGAAAAUUAGUUCAAGAAGCCUUGAGCUUGUUGCAUUUAAUUUAAGCUUUUCAACGUGCUAAUUUUAUGCAUAGGUUGUUUAUUUUAUAUGUUGUUCACUGAAUAAUCAAAAAAUGUGUUCUCUUA
Molecule: messenger RNA, 1162 nt
Organism: Aedes aegypti (yellow fever mosquito)
Lineage: Eukaryota; Metazoa; Arthropoda; Insecta; Diptera; Culicidae
Gene: Or64
Product: putative odorant receptor 83c
Exons: 4
Coding region: 6-911 (301 amino acids)
Biological process (GO): detection of chemical stimulus involved in sensory perception of smell; sensory perception of smell
Cellular component (GO): plasma membrane
Molecular function (GO): olfactory receptor activity; odorant binding
Source: RefSeq, a predicted model, not a curated record